Messenger RNA from Tribolium castaneum (red flour beetle), 1140 nucleotides. RefSeq names its product kelch domain-containing protein 3-like. The coding region runs from base 219 to 1067 and encodes 282 amino acids. The record is from RefSeq and is a predicted model, not a curated record. Lineage: Eukaryota; Metazoa; Arthropoda; Insecta; Coleoptera; Tenebrionidae. The transcript is spliced from 4 exons. Gene Ontology annotation, molecular function: chromatin binding; protein binding. Gene Ontology annotation, cellular component: cytoplasm.
CAAUAUUAGGGGAAUGUCAGCAUACCGCUGUAUUGUGUAGAGUAGAAACGCAUGCGUCUGUAUUUUAUUGCGACAACAAAAAUAAUAUAAAUUGUCCAAGCCAUGUGUCUUGUGCUCUUUCUUACAAAAUGUAAUAAAUCCACAGUAAAGAAAUGUCUAAAAAAACACACUAGUGAAUAAACCACUCUGGGUCCAAGGAAUUGUAGAAGAAAUCUAGUAUGUGGAGUGCCGUAGUGCCUGCCGAUGUUGAAAGUCCAGCUCCUUCGGCACGGUCUAAACACAGUGCUACCAUAGUUGGGGAAAAUAUUUACCUCUUAGGCGGGCGAAAUGGUAAUUUACCCAUGAAAGAUUUCUGGAGAUAUAAUCUGAUAACCGGCAAAUGGCACUUACUGAAAUCCACCGGUGACAGACUUCCAGCAUUGCAAGAACACUCAACUGUUGCGUAUAGAAAUUGUCUUUACGUGUUCGGAGGCGAAGUCGGCUUUUCAGCGGGAACUGAAACUCCUCUGUGGUGCUAUGACAUCAAAACCAACAACUGGAAGAAAAUCAGAAACAAAAAAGGCGUCAUGACGCCAAAAGGCCGUCGAGGGCACACAGCUUUAGUCCAUCGCGACCAAAUGCUUCUAUAUGGAGGCUAUCAGGACCUACGAGGGUCCUGUAGUGAAUUGUGGGCUUUCCAUUUUGAAACUGAGUCUUGGCACUUAUUAUCGACCACACCAAAGAAUGCCAACAUCGAGUCGCUUCCACCCCCGCGUCAUAAACACUCGGCUGUUAUUCAUGAUGAUUCCAUGUGGGUGUAUGGCGGAAUGACUGACUUACAGGAAAGAGGAGAUUUGUGGAAGUGGGAUACGCAUUCCAAGUCUUGGACUUUUAUUAAAACUAAGAUCAAUCCGGGGCCCUUGCACAGUCAUGCCGUCUGUAAGCUUCCGUCUUCGAUGCUGCUCUUUGGAGGGGAAAGAGGUGGACACCCUACAAAUGAAUUGUGGAAAUUCAGUUUUGGUAAGGAAUUUGAAGCCUUAUACGGGUUCGUCAAGUUUUACACUCAGGCACUUUUCACCUCUUUGUAAUUUAUCUGAAAUUCUAAAAAAAUUUGUAUGUGAUUUUAUUGUAUAGAAGAACGAUUUGACCAAUUUUUCAAAU